Messenger RNA from Syzygium oleosum, 882 nucleotides. RefSeq lists its product as uncharacterized. NCBI's taxonomy places the organism in Eukaryota, Viridiplantae, Streptophyta, Magnoliopsida, Myrtales, Myrtaceae. The coding region runs from base 39 to 557 and encodes 172 amino acids. The record is from RefSeq and is a predicted model, not a curated record. The transcript has a single exon. Gene Ontology annotation, cellular component: chloroplast.
UCGAAUCCAUCCACUCAUUUUCCCUCCCUUGACAAGUCAUGGAGGCUGGCAUACUCCAUUCCCUCGCUCCUAGUCCGAAGCCGUCCAUCUUCGCCUUCACAACCGCCACCUCGUCUCCUCCCCUCCUCCUCUUCCGCCGGCGCCUCCGCCAGCGUCCCCUCGCCACCGUCACGGACAGCGCCUCCGGAGGCUCCGGGGACGGCGAGCGGGGCACCCCCGCGCCGCCGGCAGUGCCCCCGGACGAGGUGGAGGUACGGUUCCGGAGGGCGUCGAGGAGGAGGAGGAGGCAGCCGAGGGGGGACGAAGCGGUGACGGUGGCAGCGAAGGAGAGGGCGGCGCCGCCGCCAAAGAAGUGGGAGGAGAUGAGCGUGGCAGAGAAGGCGGUGGAGCUGUACGUGGGGGAGAAAGGGCUGCUGUUCUGGCUCAACAAGUUCGCCUACGCCUCGAUCUUCAUUGUGAUCGGAGCUUGGAUCCUCUUCAGGUUCGUCGGGCCGGCGCUCAACCUGUACCAGCUGGACACUCCUCUCUUGGCGCCGACGUCCCUGCUCAAGGGCUGAUUGUAUCCAAAAUUCACACUGGUUUCUGCUCCCGAGGAGAAACAGAUUUGAGUCCUCCCUUUCUCUCUUGCUCCCCCUUUUCUGGGUGUUUCCAGUUCGGCACUUGUUGGUCUAGAGUAGAGAUGUUUAUAGCUACGCAAUGCCAAAUUCUUGUGUGCUGCUAUAAUUUGGAUGAAGGUCCUAAAGUAUAGAUUGAGAUCAGCUCAUACUUGUGCCGAAUGCAUUGGACUCGAAACCCGUAAUUCAUCUAGACGGGUUGAGAACUCGAUUAAUCCCGACAACCAAUUACCGUAUUUCGGAAUCAAGUUGUGCAACUUUGACAGUA